This is a messenger RNA of Trametes versicolor FP-101664 SS1, 2920 nucleotides long. RefSeq names its product FAS1 domain-containing protein. The transcript has 4 exons. The record is from RefSeq and is a predicted model, not a curated record. Lineage: Eukaryota; Fungi; Basidiomycota; Agaricomycetes; Polyporales; Polyporaceae. Bases 1 to 2688 code for a protein of 895 amino acids.
AUGCGGCCCCUGGCGUGCAUCCCCCUCGGCGUCCUUGCCUUUCUCCCUUUCGCCGCUCCGGCGCAGGUGCCGCUCUCUCAUGCAGCCCCACCGACCGCUCAGUCCUUUACACUAAUUGAAGCUCUCUCUGCCGAUCCCGACUACCUCUCCCUCCUCAAGCUCGUUCAGCGCGCGAAACUCGUGCCUACUCUCAACAGGCUGAACGGCAGUACCUUCCUCGCUCCUACCAACGACGCCAUCAAGCGUCACACAGCCUCUAAUCCUCUCUGGCAACAUGCACUAGACGACGAUGCUCCUGCACUUACUGAUAAUCUCCACCUCCGGCUCCGUCAGGAGCUGUUUUACCAUCUCUUCAACUACACCCUCUCCGUCCUCCCGACAGAGCAGACGCCACAGCAACAUUUGACAUUGCUCUUCCCGACGGACACGACCGCGCCACCCACACAACUACCCCCUCCGUACCCGCCAUGGAUGCCAAUACCGAACGGGAUGCUAGGCAAGGAACCGCAGCGACUCCGGCUCUCCUACCGGGAUGAGGCCAUGUGGGCCGGGGUGGACGCGUAUGGCAAUAAUGGCGCGAAGGUGGUCAAGGAGCAGGUUCAGACCACAAACGGCGUGCUCUUCGGACUUGACGAGGUCGUCGAAAUGCCUCCAGAUCUAGCUACCGUGAUAUCCCGACACCCAAAGCUCUCGUAUUUCUCGAAGAUCCUCACGCCGGAGCUCGUGAAGUUCUUGAACAGCACCCCCACGCUCACCGUCUUCCUCCCCGAGGACAAUGCUUGGCAAGCAUUGCCGACCUGGGAACGUGUGUACCUGGAAAGCGACUUCGCGUCGGACGACCUGACCCAGAUCCUCAAUAUGCACGCUGUGAUCCCGAACGAGGUCAAGUGGUCGGACAACUUCACCGAGCAAGCGGUUAACCUCACCACGAUCUACGGGCGCAAGCUUGAAGUUGUGCCAUUGGAGGAGAACAAUAUCAAAGUGGCCGAGGCAGAUCUCAUUGAGCCUGACAUCUAUGCAUCCAACGGCGUUGUGCACACGGUCUCCUCCUUGCUCAUCCCUGAGGGAGCUAUACGGCUCACCCCGGAGAAGUUCCUACUGGGGUUGAACUGCACGGAAUUCGUGUCCCUCAUCCACUCCGUCAACCUCACGCAUCUCAUCAACGACCCGGACGCGCAGUACACGAUCCUCGCGCCGCGCGACGACGUGCUGAAGCUGUUCGGGCACCACGAGCUCCCGCACCGCGGCAGCGAGGAGCUAAAGCGGGUCUUGCAGUACCAUUUCAUUCCCGGGAAGUGGGCGCCGAAGAAGCUGCAGGACGGCAUGCUUAUUGAGACUGCCUUGGACGAGCCUGGUCUGGAUGGGCAUCAGGUCAUGACGAUCGAGGUCACCGACGAGGGCAAGAAGAAGGAUGACGCCAAGUCGAUCAGGUUCGCCGGGGCGGGCGUUAUGGGCGAACAUGAGGAGAUCCACAAUACCUUGUUCUACUUUGUCUCCCGUCCCUUGAUCCCCCCGGCAGACGUGAUGGAGACUGCGCUGCCCGAACUCGAGCUGUCUACUUUCCUCGCUGGUAUCUUCUCCACCAAUCUCGCUGAGACGCUGAAGGCAACACCGCGGACGACUGUGCUCAUGCCGCCAAACGGCGCCUUCCGGCGCCUCGGGCUACUCGUUAGCAACCACUUGCUCGCAUCCUCUUCGAAGGCCGACCUCGAGCGCGUCAUCCGACACCACGCAGUCAUCGGUGUCGAGUACGCGGACCCACUCGUCGAAGGCUCACAGCGCACGUUCGCCACACUCGAGGGCUCAGACCUGCACGUCGAGCGACGAGGCGCGAACCGGACGGUUCUCUUCGCGCCAAGCGGCGGCUGGCCAGACAUGCAGGCCGAGCUGUACCCGCGUAACAUGCUCACACAAACAGGCGUAAUCCACGAGAUCUCGGACAUCCUCAUCCCGCGCUCCGUGCACCUCACGGUCGGGAAGCUCGUCAAGGCUGCGAAGGCCACCACGAUGACAACGAUGCUGGUCAAGGCCGGGUUCGGAUGGGUUCUGAACGGGACCGCACCGCCCGAGGGCUCGCGCUGGGCGGACAUGGGCCUGAGCGGCACCGGAUGGACACUCCUCUGUCCGACGGACGACGCGUUCAAGCAGGUGAACCUCACUCACCUGUACGCGGACGAGGAGCGUCUGCAAAUUAUCGUCGCACAACACCUCAUUCCGACCGCUCCGGCGGCUCCAGCGGCCCCGGCCGCGCUCGCAGUGCUCGACACGCUCGCGCACAACACACCGCUGGCGCUGGACGACUCCGCGACGUACUCGACGCUGCAGAGCGCGACGAGCGCGUAUGGGGACGUACUCGUGCGCGUGCUCGACGGCGACGGCGGGACCGUGCUCGGGAUCAAGGGCGCGCGCGGGAGCGACGGCGCGCAGGACUGGGCUCGCGUGCUCUCGUGGGGCCGCUCGACGACGGGCGCGGGCGCGGGCGGCGUCGUGCAGAUCGACAGGCUGCUCGUGCCGUACACGCCGACGUGGUACGAAGAGUACGGCGCGCCGGUGGCGGUCGGGGCCGGCGGCGUGGUGAUGAUCGUGCUCUUCUUCCUGGGCGUGCGGUGGGUGUGGCGGCGGGACACGACGGAGGCGACGUAUGAGCCCGUCGGCGGGUUCGGGCACGACGACUCGGACGACUCGUAGCGCGCGAGAAGGUAGUCGGAGAGGAGGCGGGAAGAGGGAAGUAGUCGCGUGCGUAUUGGAUAGGUAUUUUUUGCGUUAUAUGAUAGAAGGAGGUUUGGAAUCUGGAUCCGGAUGCCCCCGCCCCUUUGGGAUAGUGUAGAGUAGCUAAUCGUCGGCGGUAUGUCCUCUAGGACAGUGUGUAUUUGCUAUGUUAACUUCAAACACGAGCCAUGGCUGUGUAUAUGCUUUCCAA